CGCAAAGUGCGCCCAGCUCUAUCUUCGAACGAGCCGUCCACCGCAAAGACUUGUUGUUGUGCGUUGAUGUGCAUAUGUAGGAAGACGCUUUGAGGAAGUUGUUGCAUCGCAGGAACGCUACAUCUUGCGAGGUUCCACGCCUACCAAGCAUUGAAGUGAAAAUGAAAACAGAUUCUGGAAAGAUUCUCCGUCGAACACUUGGUACACUGCAACCCUCCGCUGAAGACCAAGCUGUGCUCGUAGGCUCUGCGGGGAAAGUUUCCAUCGACAAGAAAAAGCUGGAUACGAAAAGAAGACGGUUGAACUUUGACUUGGAGAACAAACCACCGAACGUCGGUCUGGGUCCAAAGAAAGACAAGGAGUGCAAAACUCCUAAAUUCUCCCUGCACAAAGAUGAUCCCGCUCUCGACAAUGCCGAUCGUUGUCGAGGACCCGUCGUCAGUCACGAAGCUUACAAUUUGAUGUUGAGAGACGAUGCCACGGAAGACUAUUGGAAGCAGCUUGCAGAGGAGAGGCGUCUGGCCCUCGAGAAAGCUCUCGAAGAGAACCAAAGGCUGCACGAGAACAUGGAAGUUCUCGAAGCUGAAAACAAGCACCUACAGAAAAUCGCGGAUCAAUGUGCCGAGUUAGCCGAUAUCGUCAAAACGCUGACAGCCGACGACGAGGACGAUGAGGUGGCAGAGGAUGAUGCUUAGAUAGGGGGAUGUCGCUCCAAUCAUUGUACAUAAAGAUCUCAGGCGAAACACUCGAGAGAAUCGAAUAGGAAAUCAUAGCUCUCUCGUCUUGGAAACUAAAUGAUUUGUUCUGUACG
Messenger RNA from Galendromus occidentalis (western predatory mite), 811 nucleotides. It is a transcript of the gene geminin, whose product is annotated as geminin DNA replication inhibitor. The record is from RefSeq and is a predicted model, not a curated record. The coding region runs from base 162 to 695 and encodes 177 amino acids. Gene Ontology annotation, cellular component: nucleus. The transcript is spliced from 4 exons. Gene Ontology annotation, biological process: negative regulation of cell cycle; negative regulation of DNA replication. Lineage: Eukaryota; Metazoa; Arthropoda; Arachnida; Mesostigmata; Phytoseiidae.